Cryptomeria japonica (Japanese cedar) is the source of this 2076-nucleotide messenger RNA. Its product is annotated as putative leucine-rich repeat receptor-like serine/threonine-protein kinase At2g24130. Gene Ontology annotation, molecular function: protein binding. Gene Ontology annotation, cellular component: plasma membrane. Bases 1 to 2076 code for a protein of 691 amino acids. The transcript is spliced from 5 exons. The record is from RefSeq and is a predicted model, not a curated record. Gene Ontology annotation, biological process: hormone-mediated signaling pathway. Lineage: Eukaryota; Viridiplantae; Streptophyta; Pinopsida; Cupressales; Cupressaceae.
AUGUCACCUGUUGUUGCCCUAAGGCCGACUGCUGCUGGCAUUGUCCGUCCGGCUGCUGCUGUCAUCCAGCCUCCUCUUCGCCCGACUGUUGCAUCCCCUGGCGUGGUUGUUGUGUGUGUUGCGAAUGGGGCCUCUGCGGAGGUUUUUGUUUGUGCCUUGGUGGGGGAUCUGGGGGAUUCUUCGCCUCUCGCCUCAGUUGCUCGUGUACCUAUUGAUAUUACGGAGGACGACGGGCAUCCGGCGACCUAUGAUACAGAUCGGGUUGCUCAUGGCUUGGGGCCUGUGGCUGUUACCGUGUGCAAACCCUUGGCUUUCAGGGUGUUUGCUAAUACUGAAAAGGAGAUCAUCCACAAAUCCUCUGUGUUUGAAUCUCAUGAUAAAAAGAAAAAAAGAUCUGCUUCUUUGUGGAAGGGUGUCUCCUCUGAACACUGUUUUGUUAAAAAGAAAAGCUUCUCCCAGGUGGUUGGGUGGGUUCCUCAGGUCGAUGGUAUUGCGCCUCUAGUUGCUUCCUCUAUUUCUGAAGUAGAUUUGCCUCAGGAGUGUGUGGAUGCUUGCGGUGGCAUCCCGACUGGUUUGAAAAUUGUUGGAUCAUCUUCCUCGAUGGAUGACCUUCCCACUUCCCAGAUUGUUGCUGGAUCUUUGUCUAAUUCUCCGAUUUCUACUCUCCCUUCCUCUCUGAAUGCUGGCUCUGUUCUUCCUGGAAUUGUUCUGUCACGACCGAUUCAGCUCAACAAUGUUUCGGACGGACAAGCUCUGUUGGCAUUCAGGGCAGGUAUCACUGUGGAUCUCUAUAACUCAUUAAGCGAUUGGAAUUCCACACAUCCAGUCUGCAAUUGGAGCGGAGUGAAAUGUUCCACACGCAGACAGCGAGUCGUGGAACUCAAUCUUACAGGUAUGUCGUUGCAAGGCUCCAUAUCGCCGUUUCUAGCUAAUAUUUCGUUUCUUCGCGUGCUUGACCUCAAUAACAACGCUCUGAGCGGGAAUAUUCCCCCUGAAUUGGGAAAUCUUGCUCGUUUGAGGAACCUCCGCCUCUCCAAGAACAGAUUAGAAGGCUCUGUACCCUCCGCGUUUAGCAAUUGUCGGUUACUGAAAACAUUCUCUGUUUUUCGCAAUCGUUUGAGCGGAGGCUCGGGUUCCAUUCCUCCCGAAUUGGGCAUGCUUUCCCAACUCAACAUGCUACGCCUUCGUCAUAACCAUCUUACAGGACAAAUUCCGGCCUCCCUCUCUAACUGUACUCCUCUGCAAGAUUUGGAGCUUCAUAACAAUAGUUUGUCCGGCAAUAUUCCCUGGGAGUUUGGUGCCAAACUGUCUCAAUUGCAGAAACUGCUUCUAUGGGGUAAUCGACUGACUGGUAGAAUCCCAAAUUCUCUUUCUAACUGUACCCAACUCAAUGUUAUUGACCUGAGAGUCAAUAAACUAGAUGGCACGGUUCCAAUGGAAUUUAGUCAAUUGAGUAACCUUGAGCGCCUCUUUCUAGGAACAAACAGGCUUGUGAGUGGCAGUAGCAAUAGUUUAGUCAUUCUCUCUGCCUUGUCUAAUUGCUCUCUUCUUGAGCAGAUACAUUUGGGUGAAAAUGAGCUUACUGGCACUCUGCCACCAUCGAUUGAUCUCCUUCCUUCCAAGCUUUCUAUCUUCAACUUGAGCUACAACUAUUUAGAUGGACAAAUCCCACCACAAAUUGCCAACCUGAGUAAUUUGACAUUACUCGAUUUACAGUGGAAUUUCUUCAAUGGAUCUAUUCCUUCAUCACUGAGGAGGCUUACAAAGUUGGAACGUUUGUUCCUAGGAAAAAAUAGUCUACAGGGAAACAUCUCAACAGAAAUUGGUGACCUACCAAGAUUAGGUCUCAUGUCUUUAUACCAAAAUCAGCUAUCUGGCUCAAUUCCCCCUUCUUUGGGCCACCUGCAACAGCUUCGAGUGUUAUACCUUCAUCAGAACAAGCUUUCAGGAGAAAUUCCUCCUAGUCUAGGGGACUGCCGACUGUUGGAAGUGAUUGAUUUGUCUUACAACAAUCUGAGUGGAGAGAUCCCACCAGAGCUAGCUGCUCUUCCGAAUCUGAACUUUUCAAUACCUUAA